This is a messenger RNA of Fundulus heteroclitus (mummichog), 655 nucleotides long. Its product is annotated as protein FAM107B. Lineage: Eukaryota; Metazoa; Chordata; Actinopteri; Cyprinodontiformes; Fundulidae. The transcript has 5 exons. The record is from RefSeq and is a predicted model, not a curated record. The coding region runs from base 143 to 601 and encodes 152 amino acids.
GGUCAUAAGGCACUUAACAAGAUUUGACAGGAUGGCAGAGCUGCUCUGAUCCACCUCCCAGUUGCUGGAGCUCACCGUGUGCAUAUAGCAGAGGAAGCUUCUCCUGCAUCAUCUGUUUCUGCAGAGCCACUUUUCCAACGCAAUGCAUCUCUAUCAAAACGUGCCGGUGGUUCAUAAAACUGGUCUCAGAAACCAAAGAAACAGAGCGCAGUGCUGGAUAAGCCCGCCUCGCCAGGUGAUUGAAAAUCAACAACAGCAGGAAGAGCACCUCAUCAAACCACAAAAGCUGAUAAAUCCCAUCCUGGCCUCCAGCCAACGGAGAACUCUUCAUCAGGAGCUGAUUUUCUGCCACAAACAGGGCAUGCUGCCGCGAAAGAAGCCAGAGCUGCAGCGUGUGCUCGAAAACAAAAGCAGAGAGCAGCUGAGGAGAAGGGAACUGGCCCUUCAGCCUCGCUCCGACUUAGAGGUGAAACUGCGCAGAAGGCGACAGAAGAUACAACUUCAUGAGCUGGAGGAGAGGAAAUGGAGGGAAGGCUUGACCAAUGUGCCCGAGUUUGUUCGUGUGAGGCAGUCUUUGAAGCACGUUCCACAUUCUUCCUAACGCGCACCAGAGCAAAGAGGGCAAUAAACACUCCAACUGUGACAGCGUUGCUUG